AUGGACAAGGUCCACUACAUCCUCACUGGCGAGCCGUCGAUCGAGAUCUACCUCCAGUUCCUGUACAACGCGUCGAACACGGAUCCGCUCAUUCUCGAGAAGCUUAAGGAGCAGGUUGCCAACGGCAAGUCGGUCCUGCACUCGGGUGUGGUCUUUGCCAACUCGCUCAUGUGCGCUGGCACCACCUCGGAUGCCUUCCUCCACGACAACAUGGAGUGGCUCUCCAAGGCCACCCAUUGGGCUCGGUUCAACGCCACGGCCUCUCUCGGCGUCAUCCACAAGGGCCACCUCUCCGAGGGCCUCUCGCUCCUGGCGCCGUACCUGCCGGCGGCCGGCCAGGCCGCUGGCUCGCCGUACUCGGAGGGCGGCGCGCUGUACGGGCUCGGCAUCAUCAACGCCAACCAUGGCGCCGGUGUCUCCAAGUACCUGCUCAACGCGCUCCGCGCCGCCGGCGGCGACGAGGUUGUCCUCCACGGAGCGGCUCUCGGGCUCGGCGUGGCGUCGAUGGCCACCCACGACAACGAGGCGUACACCGCGCUCUUUGACCUGCUCAACCACGACCAGGCCGUCGCCGGUGAGGCUGCCGGCGUGGGCAUGGGCCUGGUCAUGCUCGGCUCGGCCGAUGCCGACGUGCUCGGCCGCAUGCUCGCGUACGCGCGCCAGACUCAGCACGAGAAGAUCAUCCGCGGUGUGGCCAUGGGCAUUGCGCUGCUCAACUACGGCCGCGAGGAGCGGGCCGACGUGCUCAUCGACGAGCUCAUGCGCGACAAAGACGCCCUCCUCCGCUACGGCGGCAUGUACACCAUCGCCAUGGCGUACUGCGGGACGUCAAACAACCGGGCGGUCCGCAAGCUCCUCCGCAUCGCGGUCUCGGACGUCUCGGACGACGUCCGCCGUGCCGCUGUCACCGCCCUCGGCUUUGUGCUCUUCCGCGAGCCGACCCAGAUUCCCAAGGUCGUCUCGCUCCUCUCGGCCUCGUACAACCCGCACGUCCGCCACGGCGCUGCUAUGGCGCUCGGCAUCGGCUGCGCCGGCACCGCGCUCCCGGCCGCCGUCGAGCUCCUCGAGCCGCUCCUCGACGACACCACCGACUUUGUCCGCCAGGGCGCCCUCAUUGCCCUCGCCAUGGUCCUUGUCCAGUCGAACGAGAAGGCCGUGCCCAAGGUUACCGCCAUUCGCGAGAAGUUCCUCACCAUCAUCGGUGACAAGCACGAGGACGUCAUGGCCAAGUUUGGCGCUCUCCUCGCCGCCGGCAUCAUCGACGCCGGCGGCCGCAAUGUCACCAUCUCGUGCCUCUCGCGCGACGGCCACAACUCGAUGUCGGCUAUUGUCGGCCUCGCCCUCUUUACCCAGUUCUGGUACUGGUACCCCUACAUCCACAUGAUCUCACUCGCCUUCCUCCCCACCGCUGUCAUCGGCCUCGACGCCAACCUCCAGCUCCCGGUCUUCUCCUUCAAGUCCAACGCCCCGCCCUCGGCCUUCGCCUACCCGCCGCGGACCAAGGUGCCCGAGGCCAAGGAGGCCACACGCGUCGACACCUACGUGCUCUCGGUCACUUCCAAGGCCAAGGCCCGUGGCAAGGACACUAACAACGCGCCCGAGCCUGGCGCCGACGCUGGCGCCGCCGCCGAUGCUGACGCCCCGGCGCCUAUGGAUACCACCUCGGACGACAGCGAGGCAAAGCCCGCUCCCGCCGGCGGCGACAACGACGACGCCGCCGCCACAAGCUCGGACCCGUCCACAGACCCCGCGCCCAAGCCCGAACCGGCCUUUGAGCUCCUGGAGAACCCGGCGCGCGUCACCCUCCCUCAGGCGGCCGUCAUCGACCUCUCGGCCGACGCCCGCUACACCCCGGUCAAGGCCUCGUCCGCCCACGCCGGCAUCUCCGGCAUCAUCCUUCUCGAAGACUCGACGCCCGACCUCGCUGCCGAGUACGUCCAGCCCAAGGCUGCCGACGCCGGCGAUGACGCCGACGACGGCGACGAGCCGCCUAUGCCCGAGCCGUUUGAGUGGAUUGAUGAGUGA
Thecamonas trahens ATCC 50062 is the source of this 2025-nucleotide messenger RNA. Its product is annotated as 26S proteasome non-ATPase regulatory subunit 1. Gene Ontology annotation, molecular function: enzyme regulator activity. The transcript has a single exon. Gene Ontology annotation, cellular component: proteasome storage granule; proteasome regulatory particle, base subcomplex; nucleus. Lineage: Eukaryota; Apusomonadida; Apusomonadidae. Gene Ontology annotation, biological process: regulation of protein catabolic process; proteasome-mediated ubiquitin-dependent protein catabolic process. The record is from RefSeq and is a predicted model, not a curated record. The coding region runs from base 1 to 2025 and encodes 674 amino acids.